Exaiptasia diaphana is the source of this 1797-nucleotide messenger RNA. RefSeq names its product flavin-dependent L-tryptophan oxidase VioA. Gene Ontology annotation, cellular component: extracellular region. NCBI's taxonomy places the organism in Eukaryota, Metazoa, Cnidaria, Anthozoa, Actiniaria, Aiptasiidae. The record is from RefSeq and is a predicted model, not a curated record. Gene Ontology annotation, molecular function: oxidoreductase activity; chitin binding.
AGCCUUAUCAUSGAAAGGUUCUUGAAAAUGAAGUGGGUGUUCUUGAUCUCGUUCGUUGUCUUCGUAAGUGCAGGAGCAGGUGUUUUAGGUAGCGAUCCUCUCUACAACGAGGAUUAUCGCAAAACGUUUUGCCAUUUCAAGAACGAUGGCACUUACGCAGAUCCAUACGACGGUUGUAAGGGUUUUAUUCAUUGCAAUAACUAUAUCGCCGACUACAAGGAAUGUCCAGCUGGAUUGCUAUUCAACGCAAAACUAGGCUACUGUGAUUGGCCAGCUAAUGUCGACUGCCCAAUGGGAAUCUUAGAUUGCGAGGUGACCGUUGUUGGUGGAGGGAUCUCAGGAUUGUACAUGGCGUACGAGCUCUUAAAAACAAAGAAAGAAAGUCAGGUCUGUGUUUUUGAAAAGGAUCCACAUCUUGGUGGAAGAAUUCGUGAUUACCACUUCAAAGAGGCCCCAGCAGGUUUGGGAGCAUGGAGAAUUGACAAGAAACACAAUGUCAUGAUCAAUUUUGUGCAAGAGCUUGGUAUAACCCAGAGAGAAUGGAGCUUCGUAGAWCCAAGUUUAAUCGAAUCAAGAGGCGUCAAAGCGAACAAUCAUGAAGACAUCAAGAAAGCCUACCCAACCCUCAAGCAACAUCCACUCUUCGGCAAGAUGACAAGCAGUCAGCUUCUUAGCCAUGCAUGCAAACCUGAAUUUGUGGCAAAUGCSGACGCCUAUGCAACAGUUGAUACAUACUUUUCUAAUCUGAUCACACCCGAGGGUGCCGAGUACCUUUCCGAGUUAUAUGGCUACAAAGGUGAUUACACGGACUUCAUCAGUCCAAAAUCGUACAUGGAAUUCACAGAAAUGACCCUUAAGCUGUCGGAUAAAUACUUUAGGCCAACAGGUGGAAUGUCAACUAUCAUUAGUACCUURAAAAAGAAAGUCGAGUCYAUGGGAGGGAAAAUCUUCACGAGYACWGGUAUCAAAGGGAUGAUACARGAAGGAGGUGUUUAYGUUUCAYUGACACCAAACCUAAGAGUAAGAUCUAAAAAGCUUGUAGUAGCUGUCCCUCCACUGCACUUCCGAAAAGUGAACGGUACCAUUGCAAAGAAGAUUCAAAGAACAGCACAGUUUGAUUCAAUUCAGCCAAUCCCAGCCUUCAAAGGGGCAGCAGUUUACUCUAACGCUUGGUGGGAGAAAGUAUAUAUUGGAGGAUCACCCGUUAAACCUGGACAGAAAUUCAUCUCGCAGAGUAAUUGUCUUGGAAUAAGCAUGGCUCACAGAGGAAAAGGAACCAAAGGUGAAGGUGUUCUUCACACCAUGUACGCUGACGGUGCCUGCAGCAGACGAUGGAGAGACAUCUCUAACCUCAAGAAGAACUUUUUGAACGCUGAAGUUCAUCGUGCUUUGGAAACAAAGUUUGGGACAAAAAUCCCGGCGCCAUUGGACACUGCGUAUCAGUAUUGGGACUCAGCUUGGCAUUUUCAAAAGCCAGGAACAACCUUCACCAUGGUGGAUAUAAGUAACUGGGCCAAGCGUCCAUUCCCUGGAGAAAACAUCUUUGUUAUUGGAGAAGCUUUCCAUCCUUUCCGAGGCUGGUGCGAAGGUUCCAUCGUUUCUGCCCAGAAUGCACUGCGAGAGGGAUGGGGAAUCCAGUUUCCGGCUAGUGUCAAUCGAAUGAGUCCAUUGCGAGACGACCUUAGUCGUCUAGCMCGGUCGAAGACUAUGGCUCGAGCCUGAAAUAACGUCCGGAAAUUAUGUAUAGAAUAGUGGAAGGUCUUGACGAAAUUAGCAAAUAAAGAAGAAUUAUAGACA